This is a messenger RNA of Papaver somniferum (opium poppy), 3006 nucleotides long. RefSeq lists its product as uncharacterized. Gene Ontology annotation, cellular component: plasma membrane. The transcript has 14 exons. The coding region runs from base 213 to 2663 and encodes 816 amino acids. Lineage: Eukaryota; Viridiplantae; Streptophyta; Magnoliopsida; Ranunculales; Papaveraceae. The record is from RefSeq and is a predicted model, not a curated record.
UCUCUACCAAAUAUCAUUAAGAUCAUCCAAAUAUUAAUUGGUGAUUAAUUGAAUGCCGUGUAAGUUCAUUCCAAUUACAUGGACCGUCAAUUUUCAUUGAGAUUGAACAGAAUCAUCAUGAAUAUUUUUCAUUUAUCUCAUCAAACUUAUAGAUAUAAUCAUUUUUCAUUUUGAAGUUCUCUACUGAUUUUACUGAAUAAUUAUCAAUAAUCAUGGUGAAGAAGAAGAAUCCAACUCUGGGUUCUGCUCAGAGUCUCUGUUUAUUCCUUGUUUUCUUUUUUACUUUGUUUUUAUCUUCUGCUGGUGAUGGUGAUGAUGAAUCAAAACCUUACAUAAUCUCAAGCUUAAGUUAUCCAGAAUCAAAGCUUAAACCCUAUGAUUGGAACUACAUUAGAGUUGAUUUGCCGACUUGGUUCUCAUCAAUGUGUUUGAGCAUACAGUCGGAUGUCGACAGUAACGCCAUAAAACAUCUUCCUAAAAGUGAGCAGCCUAUGAUAUGCUUCCGAGACGGGAGUCCUCCUAUUCCGGACGUUACUGAAGACUCUUUGAAUGAGCUAGUGUUAGGUCCUCUCACUAAUAAUUCUUUUGGAGGCAUAAGGGAUCUUCAGGAUGGGGAGCGGUGCCAUCUUUUGCAGAAAAAUAUAAUGCUGUCCUUGACAAAUGAACAGAUAACCCCUGGAGUAUUUUACAUUGGACUGUUCAAUGGAAUCGGGCCUAUAAGAACACAAGGGAAGAUGAUUAUUCGUGGACGGUCUUAUAGAUUCAGUGCUAAUAUAACAAUUGAAGCAUGCUCAACCCCGUAUGUGUGGGGUCCUAGCUGCAACCAAACGGUGGACUCACUUUCUUGUGCUGAGUCUGAUGGCACAAGCCAUGCCGUAAACCAGACAGUGGAAAAUGUUGUUAAAUGCAGAGAUGCACGCGACACUUGCCAUUUUUAUAAUGAAACAGCAAUUUAUUCUCUGGAUGUUAUGAGGAUUGCUCACCAAUUUGUGAUUAAGGCUGAAGAUAUUAGAUUUAACAAAUUAUCUUCGAUGAACAAAACAGCGAGUUUUACUAGCAACUUAACAUGUUACGCUCGUCAUGGUGCCAUUCCUUCUCGGACAUUCCAUGAUUAUUUUGGGGUAGUAAGUAAUUCUCCAUUGAUCAUUCCAUCGCCAAAAACUGGUCGUUGGUAUGUUGUCAUUCUUCCAGCUGAUCCGACAGAAGCACUCGGAUCUUUUCAAAAAAACGGAACAGAAGUGGAUGGUUGCUAUACCUUGGAUUGGCAAGUGCAUCAGUGUCCUGUUGGAAAAGCUGGACCCAAUUGCACCUGGCAAGCUUACACGCUUCAGACGUUUCAGACGAAUAAAGCUACUGUCUAUUCUUAUUAUCGGCCAAACAUUGGGAAGCCUGGAUCUAGUAACAUCGAUUUGCCAUCCUUCUUAAGCAACUCCUCAGUUGGGGAUGCUUUUGCAUGGACGUACUUUCAUCUUGACAUUCCGUAUGGUGCAGCUGGAAAACAUCUACAAAUCGGUGUAAAUAAAGAUCCAAAACUGAAGUAUGACAUUUAUUCCAGAUUUGGAGGAUUACCAUCUAUUGAUACCUGGGAUUACUAUUAUUCAAGCAAUAAGAGCAGUAGUAACAGUUCCAUGUUUUUCAAAAUGCACGAUUCAAAUGAUGAUGGUUUCAAGUUUUAUAUAUUAAAUGUGAGAGAAGGAACUUGGAGCUUCGGUCUAAGGCACCUGGCAACUACCAAAGGUCAUUCUGGUGAACAAGCAAAUAUGCUUAUUACUGUUGAAAGAUGCCCAAUGUCAUGUUCUGGGCAUGGGACAUGCCAGACAGCUAUUGAUGAAAGUGGAUUGGCUAUGUUCAGCUUCUGCUCCUGUGAUCGGAACCAUGGAGGGUUUGAUUGCAGCAUCGAGCUUGUUGAUCAUAAAGGGCAUAUAUGGCAGUCGAUCACUCUAAUUGCAUCAAAUGCAGCAGCCAUAUUACCUGCAUACUGGGCACUGCGGCAAAAGGCAUAUUCAGAAUGGGUGCUGUUUGUGGCUAGUGGGAUUUCAAGUUCAUUAUACCAUGCAUGUGAUGUAGGCACUUGGUGCGCUCUAUCUUUUCAUGUUUUACAGUUUAUGGACUUUUGGCUUUCGUUCAUGGCGGUGGUGAGCAAUUUUGUGUAUCUAGCGACUGUUGGUGAAGCCUCAAAAAGGGUAAUUCAUACAUGUGUGUCAAUUUUGACGGCUCUCAUGGCUGCAACUGGAGCAACAAAGUCCAGGAAUGUUAUUCUUGUCAUUAUAAUUGGGACUGUGGGUCUUCUUAUCGGAUGGUUGAUUGAGUAUUCUACAACAAUCCGGUCGCUUUCUUGUUCGUCAUGGUUGUCUUCGAGUAUUCUUGAAAGACGGCAAAACAUUAAAGCAUGGUUGCUCAAUCUUAUGAAGACACUACGUGAUCGUUUUCGUUGGGGCUUUGUAAUUCUUGGCUUUCUUGCAUUAGCUCUGGCUGGGAUUAGCUGGAAAGUGGUGAACUCCAAAAAUUACUGGAUUUGGCACAGUAUUUGGCAUGUCAGUAUAUACACAGCUUCCUUCUUCUUCUUAUGCUCAAAAGUUAAGAUUAAAGACAAUACCGAAAAUCAGACAAGCAUAGCUGCAACAUAUGAGUUAGCGAGACAAGAUUCAUUCUCAAGAAGUUAGUGAGAUGUAGGAUUUUUCAUGGGAUGAGCAGGAUCAGAGUAAGUCUAAUGCUUCGGAUACACAGUUACAAAGUGGUCUUCAUAACUAACAGCUUCAAAUUUUCUGUUAUCGGAAGUAUAGGCUACGGACAAUAAUUUUUUUUUCCUUCACACUGAAAGUGAAAUAUAUAUAUCUCUCACUGUACAUAGAGCAGAAAUGAAAAGACAAAUUCUGGGGUAUAGAUAUGUAUAAAGUCGAGCUUAUUACGCAGACAGAAUCAGUCUUUCUUUUUUAAUAGUUCAUAUUAUAGACAAGAAAGCUUUUGUUUCCAAUUGAUGAGUGCUAAAAAGUGCAUAUUUCUAUA